Pieris rapae (cabbage white) is the source of this 1852-nucleotide messenger RNA. RefSeq lists its product as uncharacterized. The record is from RefSeq and is a predicted model, not a curated record. Lineage: Eukaryota; Metazoa; Arthropoda; Insecta; Lepidoptera; Pieridae. Bases 409 to 1353 code for a protein of 314 amino acids. The transcript is spliced from 4 exons.
ACUCGUUAAAAUAAAUUUUUCAAAGUAGCGAAACGGAAAUGUGGAAUUUUUUAUAUGUUAUUGCUGCCUUUACAAUUUCGAGGUAUUAUUUUUUCAUAUAACCACCGAAUGUAGGUUUUUUAUGUUGAAUACACGCAGACUUAUUGUAAAAUGAAUUCUAUGAAACAAAAUGAUGAAUUAAGUAGGGAUAACUUGGCUUUAGAAGCUGCUCGACAACUUGAUCACAUAAAUGCUACUUAUAAAAAUAUAUAUCAACAACACAAAGAAUUAUUAGAAAUUAAUUCUUCAAUAGUAGCAUACAUUGAAGAAAGUAAGUUACGAAUUUCCUCUCUUCGUUUAAAGUUGGCAGAUGAAGCGCAAAGCUCUUUUAAAGUUGCCGAUAUUUUGUCUAAAAAAUAAAGAGUGAAUAUGUCGAAUUCUCCUAAAACCCCAGAAAAGAGAUCAAGUAAAUUUAGUUGUAAAUUGUUAUCUGUAUCCAGUGGCAAAACAAAUGUAUUUCACAAACAUCAAAGUGCCAAAAACUUUAUCAUUUGGUAUAAACAAAUCAUUGAUAAUGAAAGACAAAAGCUUGGUUUGUAUUUAUCAGAAGAUGUUACUUUAAAAUGGUUUGGGCGCACAAUACGGUCUAGAAAGAAAGUGAAUAGUUUUUUUACUAAUCAUGUAGAACACUCAAGACAUUAUUUAACAUCGGUGGAAAGCAUAUCUAAGCUCCAAAUAAAGCAGAAUAGAUCUCCAAGAAAAAGUGACUCAUUUAUAAGUCCAUCAUGUUCUCCCGAGUUGAAAGAAUUAAUGCCAAGGAAUGGUAAACGGAGAUUAUUUCAAUCACCUAGUAAUAGCCCUGAGUGGGCUCCAGGUUGUAGACCAGAUAAUGAAUUUGAUGGCAUAGACAAAAAACGGCUAAAACCUGAUCAAAAGCAAUAUAAAAAUAUUGAGCAUUAUGUACUACAUGAGAAUAAUGAUUAUAAGCAUAGUUCUUUUGACUUGAAUAACAAGGGUGAUGGUUUGAACCAAUCUGUACAUGAACAGAUUACACCAUCUAAUCUUGAAUGUGGCCAAGGUGACUGUUUGCCAUCAACAAGUAGUGAUUCCAAUAGGUCACAUGAGAAUUUAAAUGCUCAGCUGCCAAAACAUGCUGUGGAGUGCAAUGGUUACAUUGAGUUUAUGCGCACAAGAAAUAAUAGCGCAGACAGUGCAAAAUGGGAACGUAAAUGCAAAUUGCAGAUAUGCUAUUCUGAAGAUCCUCUGAAUGUGGGUGACUUUAUAGUUUGGACAAUUUAUUAUAGUGAUGAGAGUAAGUGCAGACGUAAUCUUUUAGCUGAGUUUAAUAAGAUAUCAAAAUACCAACUUGAAUAACAUUUCGUGAAAAUCUGCUUCAUUUCAUGAAUAUCUGCUUUAUAUUACUCAACCUCUGUUUUGAUGAUUAAUAAUGUUGUUGAUUUUGAUGUUCUUAAUAACAUUGUUAUGCAUGUUGGUUUUGCAUAUUAUCUGGGACCAAAAGAAUUCUUAAUUUCUUUAUGCAAUUUUCAUGACUUGGUUUAAGACUAGUGAUUGGAUUUAAACUAGUCACAAAAUCUUAGAAGUGAUAUUCACUAGAUCAGUUGAACUGAAAAGUAAAAAAAAACUCCUGAGAUUGUUUGAGGAUACAUCUUUAGCUUAUACCAUUGAAAUAUUUUUAAAUUAUAGAAUUUCUUUUCAGUAUUUAAUUACUUAUAUAUUUUAUAUAUAUAAAACAAAAUAUUUGUUUUCCAAAAUUAUGUUUACAAUAAAUUAUGCGGUUGAACAGCAAUUUUUAAUAAAAAUGCUUUGAUGAAAUGGUGUUGAACAGUAUACGAUACCCAUAGCAUGCUGCAGG